AUGUUUAUCAACACCAUCAUUACCGCUUACCUGAUCUGGGCCGCCGCGGCAGCACCACUCGUCAUCCCACCCGAUGAAGCCAACAUCCUCCCAAUCGACGAUCGACCAGAAGUCACCCACUACACCCCCCGCGCCAUCCAACUUACCACCACCCCACUCUUCCCGCGCGUCAUCCGCAACAACCCCAUCUCCGUAGCGAAAUUCAAGCAAAAGGCCAAAAUUGACGAUAUCCGCGACGCGCAGAGGAUUCAACACGCGAAUCAGAACGCUUUGGAAGACAAGGAGCGAGAGGACAUCGCUGAAGCCAGGUACAGGAUGAAUACAGCUACCAACAAGAAGGAAAAGCUGGCUGCGCAGAAGGACAAGGUCCAUGAGCAGGAAGAGCUUAUUGAGUUGAAGGCGCAGGGAAAGUACGAGAAGGCGGAGUUGCAGCGACAGAAGGAGCUGGCGAAGUGGAAGUUAGUGAAGAUUAAGAAGGCGGAACGGGAGCAGAGUCGGGCGGAAAGAGAGGCGAGGUUGAGGGGGCAUUGA
Pseudomassariella vexata is the source of this 531-nucleotide messenger RNA. RefSeq lists its product as uncharacterized. The transcript has a single exon. The coding region runs from base 1 to 531 and encodes 176 amino acids. The record is from RefSeq and is a predicted model, not a curated record. Lineage: Eukaryota; Fungi; Ascomycota; Sordariomycetes; Amphisphaeriales; Pseudomassariaceae.